ACCAUUUGAAAAUGUGAACUUUUGCACGAGAUUCGUGCAGUUCGUUCGUGUUUGAAGCUCCUGAGGCUUUGUGCGGGGAUAUUGAAACAACAUCAGUCAGUUCAUUUCAGUGAAUGUGAGUGAAACAUAAGUGAGUGGAACGGUCUGAGGUGAUUUAUUAAAUCUUCCAAAGUUCAUAUGAAAUGAUAUAUUUAUCGCUGCAUAUUGGAGUUCGAAGAUUGAAUAGCAAGCAGAUUUUACGUUUACAGGCUAUCCCCGUUUGCCAAAGUCGUCACUCAGUGGGAGCCGCAGCGGAGGCCAUCAAGAAGCUGAAGAAAAUGGAAGGGGCCAUUGACGUGAAGUUCCCGGCUGGAUCGCUGGUGCCGAAAAACGAAACCGGAGCGCUGAACUUCGUGCGGAAGUAUCCUGACUACAACGGGACGAAUGUGACGAUUGCGAUUCUGGACUCCGGAGUGGACCCACGGGCCAAGGGGCUGGAGAUUGUCCCCGGAGGAGACGUGAAGGUCGUCGAGCGGUACGAUUGUUCUGGUUGUGGAGAUGUCGACACGAGUAAACAGGUUACGGCCGCUCCGGAUGGAACGAUUGUGGGCCUGUCUGGCAGGGUUCUGCGUUUGUCCAACGUCAUGAAAACGAAAUGUCCUUCGGGGGAAUAUCGCAUCGGGCUGAAGAGUAUGCACGAUCUUUAUCCCUCGCGUAUUAGGGAUAAGAUUGUCGCAGAUGCCAAGCUGAAAACAUGGGACGAAGCGCACAAGAAAGCCAUGGCGGAAGUUAGCCGAGAGGUGGCUGAUUUCGAAGCGAAGAAUAUUAAUGCACAGAACUUGCCGCUGAGAGAGAAAUUGAACAAAGAGAAUCUGGAUGGCACGGUGGAGUUCUUGAAUGCGUGUGAGAAAAAGUUCUCCGAUCUUAAGACCACUUACGACUGCGUGCUGUUCUCGACUGACGAUGGCUGGAUGGCCGUAAUCGAUACCACGGAGAAUGGCGAUCUGGAGAAUGCAGUCCACGUGCAAGAGUACAGCAGGGCACAUGAGAUGGUCAAUCUAGACGAGUUUCUGUCUAUUUCGAUAAAUGUCCAUGAUGGUGGAGAUGUGCUGGAAAUUGUGGGGAUGUGCUCAAGCCACGGUACUCACGUCGCCUCAAUUGCAUGCGGUUUUCACCCGGACAAUCCAGAACUGGACGGUGUUGCUCCCGCGGCAAAGGUUGUCUCACUGACGAUCGGUGAUGGCCGAUUGGGAUCGAUGGAGACUGGCACUGCGCUGGUGAGGGCGAUCAUCAAAGUUAUGGAGCUAUGUGAGGCAGGUCGCAAGAUUGAUGUGAUCAACAUGAGCUAUGGAGAGCAUGGCCAUUGGUCCAAUUCCGGACGAGUGGGAGAACUUAUGAGCGAAUUAGUGAACAAGUAUGGCGUCGUUUGGGUUGCCUCAGCUGGUAAUCAUGGACCGGCACUGUGCACCAUCGGAACUCCUCCGGACAUAAGCCAGCCAAGCUGUGUGGGAGUUGGUGCUUACGUAUCUCCUGAAAUGAUGGAAGCUGAGUAUGCACUAAGGCAGAAACUGCCAGGCAACGUCUACACCUGGACUUCCCGGGAUCCUUGCAUCGACGGUGGAUUCGGAGUGACGGUAUGUGCUCCCGGUGCUGCGAUAGCCUCUGUUCCUCAGUUUACGAUGUCCAAGGCACAGCUGAUGAAUGGAACGAGUAUGGCAGCACCACAUGUCGCCGGUUCAGUUGCUCUGUUGAUUUCCGGCUUGAAGCAGAAAAAUAUCAACUUCACUGCAUUUAGUAUUAAACGGGCCCUUUGGAACACUGCCACCAAAAUCGACUACGUUGACAAAUUCGCCCAAGGAAACGGUCUCUUGAAUGUGGAAAAGGCAUUUGAGAAUUUGACCAACUAUAAGGAUUGUAUAGAAAACUAUCUGAGAUUUUCGGUCAGCGUGGGAGGGAAUGGCGCCAAAGGUAUCCAUAUGCGCCAGGGACUGCUAACUAAGCCGGAAGAAUUCAACGUCAGUAUUGAACCUGUAUUUUUCAACGAUAAAUAUGCUUCCGCUGCUGAUAAAAUCAGUUUCAACGUAAGACUGACUCUCAUUCCAACGGAAUCAUGGAUUCAGUGCGGAUCUUUCCUAGAUCUGUGCUAUUCACAACGUACAAUCUGCGUGAAAGUUGAUCCCACCGGUUUGGCUGCCGGUGUUCAUAGAGCAAGUAUUAAAGCAUACGAUUCCUCGUGUGUUGAAAAGGGCGUCUUAUUCGAGAUCCCUGUAACGGUUGUGCAACCGAUUGUGGUGGAUCCCAAAAGCCUAGAAUACACGCAAACCGAAGCUAUCACCUGUAAACCGAAUACGAUUCUGCGGAACUUCUUCCUGGUGCCAAAAUACGCCACCUGGGCCGUGUUGGAAAUGAUCUCGGCCGACAAGAGUGACACCGUCGGGGGAAAGUUCCUGAUCCAUACGAUGCAGAUCUUGCCGAUGAAGUACUGCAAGGCGCAGGAAACGCAGAAGAUAUUGCCGGUGAACAGUGUUUCCACGACGGUGCAUCCCUUCAAGUGCGUGGGCGAUAAUAUAUUGGAAGUAUGUAUCGCAAAAUAUUGGUCCAAUUUCGGUACGGUACCACUGAAGUAUUCCGUCAAAUUCCAUGGCAUUUCUCCAUUGAAUGGAAAUAUUAUGCAUAGCGCCAGUGGGAUACAUCGAAUUGAUCUGACCACUCUGUCGGCCGAAGAAGUGCUCCCAUCGGUGUCCCUCAAAUCAGCGGUCAUGAUAUUGAAACCGUCGGAAACGAAAAUCACACCGUUGACCACGCGAGACGUUGUGCACCCAGGUCGUCAAAUCUACCAAAACGUGCUAACGUAUAGUAUGCACUUGAAUAAAAGUCAAGAGGUUGCUUUCUACGCUCCUCUGUUCAGUACCGUACUGUAUGAAAGUGAGUUCGAAUCUCAGUUCUGGAUGGUUUUCGACUGCAACAAAAUGAUGGUUGGAUGUGGCGAUGCGUACUCAAAUGAUUCCUUCUUGAAGCUGGAAAAAGGUGACUAUACUGUACGCUUGCAAGUACGUCACGAAAAGAAGGAGCUGCUAGAAAAGAUUUCAGAGACAAACAUGCUGGCAAAUAUCAAAUUGGCUAAUGCGUUGUCGGUAGACAUCUAUAAAUCGUACAAUCAAGCUAUCGUCAAUGGGAAGAAGAUAACAACUUUCGCUUUCCCGGCCGGAGUUACUCGUCCAAUCUAUCUGGCUCCAAUCACAAACGAAAAGCUUCAGAAAGCCUCAUUCCCAAAUCAGUGCUCCUGGCUAGAAGGGACGAUAGUUUAUGCCAAGGACGAAUUGGGUAAAAAGUGUGACACUCAUGGCUUCCAAUAUAUUCUGACGGAAGGCCCAACCGUGAAGAAGAAUGGCACCGGCAGUCCCAAGGAAAACAAGAGCAAAUUCGAGGAAUACAGCGAAGGCCUCCGUGAUUAUCAAGUCGCGCAGAUUGCCAAACUGGAUGCGGAAAACGCCGAAGCUGUCUACAAGACUGUACUGAAAGACAAUCCCACUUUUGUGGGAGCUCACUUGGCGUUGAUCGAGAAUUUGGAUAGCAACGACCUGAAGAUGAACCUGCCGCUCACAUUCGCCAACAAUUUGGAUAAAAAUGACAAAAAUGCCGCCGCACUGUUGAAGUUCAAGUUGAUCAAGAUCAUUGAAUUGGCUGAGUUGGCAAUGAAGGAAAUCGAUCAGAACGCACUACUGGCAUACUACGGACUGAAAACGGACAGUAGAUCGAAUGCAGCGAAAAUUAAAACUCAAAUGGACAAACAAAAGCAGCAAUUACUGGACGCAGCUCAAAAGAAACUAAUAGCUCUAUCCAAACUGCGCGUCAUCAAGGCGGUUGUGGACAGCAACGAGGUGGGGGAUGACGGUGUGGAUCAGCUGGAAAACAUCGAGCAGUUGUUCAGUGACAUUGGAAAGUUUAUCGAUUACAAUGACACCAAGGUGCUAUUAUCAUCGAUUUGGCAUGCAUACACCUUGAAUCAGUAUGGGCGCAUGCUGAAAUACCUAGGCAAACUUUACGAGGAUAAACUUUCGCGAGAAAUUGUGGAAGAACAAAGCAGAGUUGUGUCCGAGCGGAAAUGGCCUCACAUCGAGCAGCUGCUGAAUAAAGUGGUCGUCACCUCCAAUCCACAAGGAUUUAGACUGUUUUAAAAUGCCAAGGACCAGACUAAACCAUUUACCAAGUUCCACUAAUCAAUGUUGUUACUCCAUUCAUUCACAGAGAUAUAUAGGAACAACAUGGCGAGAUUUCACGUCUUACCAACGCCACGUUCAAUUGAUAUGAUGAAGACUUUCAAUCUAGUUUUAACGAAUCAAAUCCAACCGUAACAUUUUGUUCGAAAAACAAGAACAUAAAAUAAUUGUAAAUUUGAAAUGCCAUUUCAAAUCACCGUGAUUAACGUCCACUAAUCACUUCACUUGACAGUCGUUCACUAGAUAAUUCAGAUAGCUUCAAAUUUAACUUAAUAAUACGUUUUUAAAGUGAUAGCGUUUAAUUCAUCAAUAUGCGAAGCUGCUCAUCCAAAUACCCUUUGGGAUUCAUUCAGCAAGCGGACGUUUGCAUUUAGGAACCGAUGAAUCGAGCUUUUAAUGAAACAAGAUAUGACAUGGCGCAACAAAUUGUUCGGUUGACGAAGUCAGAAAACAAGGUAAAUGUAAUUGAUUUCUCAUUUAGAUCGAUUUAAUAAUAAAUAUGAGCUCUAAUGUA
Molecule: messenger RNA, 4713 nt
Organism: Aedes aegypti (yellow fever mosquito)
Lineage: Eukaryota; Metazoa; Arthropoda; Insecta; Diptera; Culicidae
Gene: TppII
Product: tripeptidyl-peptidase 2
Exons: 10
Coding region: 183-4157 (1324 amino acids)
Biological process (GO): proteolysis
Cellular component (GO): cytosol
Molecular function (GO): serine-type endopeptidase activity; tripeptidyl-peptidase activity
Source: RefSeq, a predicted model, not a curated record